Molecule: messenger RNA, 1312 nt
Organism: Peromyscus leucopus (white-footed mouse)
Lineage: Eukaryota; Metazoa; Chordata; Mammalia; Rodentia; Cricetidae
Gene: Pthlh
Product: parathyroid hormone like hormone
Exons: 5
Coding region: 318-845 (175 amino acids)
Biological process (GO): osteoblast development; regulation of chondrocyte differentiation; bone mineralization
Cellular component (GO): extracellular region
Molecular function (GO): peptide hormone receptor binding; hormone activity
Source: RefSeq, a predicted model, not a curated record
CCCCAGAGCGUGUGAACCUUUUCGGGCUGGGCUCACAGCUCCUCUCCAACCUGCGCCGCCCCAGCUGGGCCGCUCCGCCCCGCCGCCGGAACCCGCCCUCGCGGCCACCUGGCCCUCGCAUCCACGACACGCGCGCCUGCAACUUGUUCAAGGGCGUUGUGGAAUCAACUUUCCGGAAGCAACCAGCCCACCGGAGGAGAGGAAGCUCUCCGGUUGCUUUUUCCCCUCUCCGGGUCCCUUUUUGCCUGUGUGGUUUGGGAGAGGCACAGUUGGAGGCGCUGAUUCCUACAGAAGUCCCAGGGCCAGUGAGCGGCACGAUGCUGCGGAGGCUGGUUCAGCAGUGGAGCGUCCUGGUAUUCCUGCUCAGCUACUCCGUACCCUCCUGUGGGCGCUCUGUGGAGGGGCUCAGCCGCAGACUCAAACGCGCGGUGUCAGAGCAUCAGCUGCUGCAUGACAAAGGCAAGUCCAUCCAAGACUUGCGCCGCCGCUUCUUCCUCCACCACCUGAUAGCAGAGAUCCACACAGCCGAAAUCAGAGCUACCUCGGAGGUGUCCCCCAACUCCAAGCCCGCUCCCAACACCAAAAACCACCCCAUGCGAUUCGGGUCAGACGACGAGGGCAGAUACCUAACUCAGGAAACCAACAAAGUGGAGACCUACAAAGAACAGCCGCUCAAAACGCCAGGGAAAAAGAAGAAGAGCAAACCCGGGAAGCGCAAGGAACAGGAGAAGAAGAAACGAAGGACUCGGUCUGCCUGGCCAGGCACAGCUGGGGGCGGCCUGCUCGAGGACCCCCUGCCUCACACCUCCAAAACCUCGCUGGAGCCCAGCUCAAGGACGCAUUGAAAUUUUCAUCGCAGAUCUUCCAAGGACACAUUACAGGAUUUUGUAAUAGUAAACAUAUGGAAAGUAUUAGACAUAUUUAUUGCCUGUACAUACUGUAAAUGCAUUGGGAUCAAACUGUCUCCCCAGGAAACUGCACAUUGGUCAUGUGAAUAUUUUUUUCUUUUUUUUUUUUGCCAAGGCUAAUCCAAUUAUUAUUAUCACUGUUACCAUAAUUUAUUUUGUCAAAUGAUGUAUUUAUUUUGUAAAUGUAUCUUGGUGCUGCUGACUCUAUUUUUUGUAACAUAAUGCACUUUAGGUAUACAUAUCGAGUAUGUUGAUGAAUUUAACAUGAAAAACUGUCUCUAUUUUGUGGUUGAUUUUAAUGAAUGCUGAAAUAUAAUUAUCUAGACUGAUUUCCUUUCGUGCAUGUAAAAAUGGCAAUAUUUUAAAUCUGUAAAGAAUGUCUAAUAAAAUAUAAUCUAAAUACA